Molecule: messenger RNA, 225 nt
Organism: Bursaphelenchus xylophilus (pine wood nematode)
Lineage: Eukaryota; Metazoa; Nematoda; Chromadorea; Rhabditida; Aphelenchoididae
Source: the annotation of a GenBank genome assembly
AUGUUGAAGAUCAACGAGAACGGGUCCUGUCAACGCAUCGGCCUCGAUGGUCAGGCAGUGGAAGGUGAAGAGCCCAGAAAAAUCGAAGAAUUUGGUGCUGGUGGUCUCGAUCAUGCCUUGAAAAGCAUUCCGAAAGAGGGAGAAGCUCAUGAAGUGACUGCCGUGAGAGGAAAGUUCAGCACAGUAAAGCUUGACAAGGUGAGUUCAGACAUUUUCAGAGUUUGA